Messenger RNA from Arabidopsis thaliana (thale cress), 1699 nucleotides. RefSeq names its product SPFH/Band 7/PHB domain-containing membrane-associated protein family. The transcript is spliced from 2 exons. The record is from RefSeq and is marked reviewed. Gene Ontology annotation, cellular component: plasma membrane; plasma membrane raft. Lineage: Eukaryota; Viridiplantae; Streptophyta; Magnoliopsida; Brassicales; Brassicaceae. Bases 68 to 1459 code for a protein of 463 amino acids.
ACAGCUACUCAUUCUUCGUCUCCAAAAUCAUUUUGGCGAAAAGCAAUCAAAUCCUUAGAUCCUAGACAUGUUCAAGGUUGCAAGAGCAUCACAGUACUUAGCCAUCACCGGUGGUGGGAUCGAAGAUAUCAAGCUCUCGAAGAAAUCAUGGGUGUUUCCAUGGCAAAGGUGCACCGUUUUCGACGUAUCUCCCGUGAACUACACUUUCAAAGUCCAAGCCAUGAGUGCAGAGAAGCUCCCUUUCGUUCUCCCUGCUGUCUUCACUAUCGGCCCUCGUGUCGAUGACACUGAAGCGCUGAUUCUGUACGCUAGGCUUAUUUCGCCUCAUGACAAACAGUCAAAUCAUGUGAAUGAGCUUGUUGAAGGUGUUAUCGAGGGAGAGACUCGUGUUCUCGCUGCUUCCAUGACCAUGGAAGAGAUCUUUAAAGGGACGAAAGAGUUUAAGAAGGAAGUGUUUGAUAAGGUUCAAUUAGAAUUAGACCAGUUUGGUCUCGUAAUCUACAAUGCAAACGUGAAACAGCUCGUUGACGUGCCUGGACAUGAGUACUUCUCUUACUUGGGUCAGAAAACCCAAAUGGAAGCAGCAAAUCAGGCCAGGAUCGAUGUGGCUGAGGCCAAGAUGAAGGGAGAGAUCGGUGCCAAGGAACGGACUGGGCUUACGCUACAGAACGCUGCGAAAAUUGACGCGGAGUCAAAGAUCAUAUCGAUGCAGAGGCAAGGAGAAGGGACGAAGGCGGAGAUCAAAGUGAAGACUGAGGUUAAAGUGUUUGAGAAUCAGAAGGAAGCUGAUGUAGCUAAGGCCAACUCCGAGCUAGCUAUGAAGAAAGCUGCUUGGACCAAGGAUGCUAAGGUUGCUGAGGUUGAAGCAACCAAGGCCGUGGCUUUGAGAGAAGCUGAGCUUCAGACUCAGGUCGAGAAAAUGAACGCUUUGACUCGAACAGAGAAGCUCAAAGCCGAGUUCCUUAGCAAAGCCAGUGUUGAGUAUGAAACCAAGGUUCAAGAAGCAAAUUGGGAAUUGUACAACAAGCAGAAGCAAGCGGAGGCAGUUCUAUAUGAGAAGCAAAAGCAAGCCGAGGCACAGAAAGCUGAAGCAGACGCUACGUUCUACUCAAAGCAGAAAGAAGCAGAGGGACUUGUUGCUUUAGCCAGUGCUCAAGGAACUUAUCUCAGAACCCUCCUAGACGCUGUUCAGAAUGACUAUUCUUGUCUUAGAGACUUUUUGAUGAUUAACAAUGGCACUUAUCAGGAGAUUGCUAAGACUAACGCGCUUGCGGUCAGAGACUUGCAGCCCAAGAUUAGCGUUUGGAACCAUGGUGGAGAACAGGGGAUUGGUGGUGCUAGUGGGAGUGGUAUGAAGGAUAUAGCUGGACUUUACAAGAUGCUGCCUCCGGUUCUCGAUACAGUUUACGAGCAGACUGGGAUGCAGCCGCCGGCUUGGAUCGGUACUCUAAGCAAGUGACCGCCUCGACAGCUAAGAGGUUGAUGCCAUGGUUUGGUCGUUACUUGUGAUUGAUAAUCAUUGAAAGUGUAAAGUGUUAUUUUAUUUUAAUCCCGUUGGAAAACUUGGUUUAUUCGUAAGUGUUUGAGGUUGUAUUUUUUACUUUAAUUGUAUUCGUAUAUAUGUUGAAUGUGAAAUAAAAAUGAGAGACAAAUUUUCAGGAAUUUGCAGAGACCAUAAGGUUAUUUUGUAGUAUGUAAU